GUUGCGACUUCUUACAGCGACCUGCUCUCUCUCCAAUACUCUCGCUGAGCUCCUAAAUUUUAGACCUCAGAGAGUUGCUAGCUGCCAUGAUACGGUAUAGAAUUGCUCGAUCAGUGCUGGCCAACCCCGCUUCAACCUCACUUCGACCGUGCAUUCAACAUGGAGCACGCCUUGUACGAUAUUCGACGUCGACCGCAGGCGAGGACGAGCCUGCUACCGCCUCGCUGAACCCACGGUGGCUCUCAGAUCUCAAGACCCGAAUCGGAAAGUGCAUAAUGUUUGGUUUGAACACGCAACAGACAACAGAAGCCGGGUCCAUGUUACGAGAGAUAGCUCUCGACUGGAGAGAACUAGUAGCGGGAAGUGAAGGCUUCCUCACGGGGAAAAAUCGUAGGGGGCUCUACCGGCACGAAGUUGUUUGGGGAGAGAUGGACAGUAUGGGGCACGUAAACAAUGUUGUCUACAACCGCUACGCUGAAUCCGCUCGUGUGAAUUGGGCUCUUAACUUUGCCCAUGUCCUUGAUCCCACACACCGUGCUGAAUGGAGCGGGCUGUUAGGUCCUUCUGGCAUUGGUCUCAUCCUUCGAAGCAUCCGGACAGACUACAAGUUUCCAAUGAAAUGGCCAGACCACGUAACCGUGCUGCAUAAGCUUAGAAACCGGCCAGAGUCGGACACGGACCACUUCAUUCUUGAUGUGCUCAUUCUAUCAGAGCUGCAUCGCCGCCCCGCAGCUAGAUGUGUGGAAGACAUAGUUGUCUACGACUACACCAAGGGACGGAAAGCGCCACUUAGACCUUUUAUGGUUAACAAGUUCAGGGAGACGUGGGAGAUGCAGGAGCAGGCAAAAGAAAUGUACGGGAAUAGGGUUAUGCUUCUGAUCAAGCGUGUGCGGGAAUUGGAGAGGUGCAGUUGGGAUAGGCCUAAUGCCAAGGAAGAUUUCGGAAGCGCAGCGAAUCCAUAA
This is a messenger RNA of Lindgomyces ingoldianus, 962 nucleotides long. RefSeq lists its product as uncharacterized. Bases 87 to 962 code for a protein of 291 amino acids. The record is from RefSeq and is a predicted model, not a curated record. NCBI's taxonomy places the organism in Eukaryota, Fungi, Ascomycota, Dothideomycetes, Pleosporales, Lindgomycetaceae. Gene Ontology annotation, molecular function: fatty acyl-CoA hydrolase activity. The transcript is spliced from 4 exons.